AUGGCUGAAGAGAAAGUUAUCUUAUGUAUCCAAAAGAACUCGUUUGGAGAAAAAUCAAAAUUCCAGAAAAACUUGCCAGUUUUCUUCGAUGACAAGGGUUUGUUAAGAGUGAAGACCAGACUAGUUCUGAAUGACGACAGUGAAGAUUUCAAAUUGCCGAUUCUUUUACCUUCAGGUCAUCCUAUCGUCACACGUAUCAUUAUGGAACUUCAUGUUGCUAAUCAACACGCUGGACUUCAAUCAAUGUUAGUUAUAGUCAGAGAUAGGUUUUGGAUUCUAAAGGGUAGAAAAACCAUUCGCAAUGUUUUAUCUCACUGUGCUAAAUGCAAGAGAUUCAAGUCUAAAGCAGGAGAAGCACCAGUUGCUCCACUUCCCUUAGAACGGAUCACGGAAUGCAACGCUUUCCAGUCUACAGGCAUUGAUUUGGCAGGACCACUGUACCUAAGAAAUGGAGAAAGAGCAUGGGUGGUUUUAUUCACAUGUGCUGUGUACAGAGCUGUGCACUUAGAGCUGGUACAGUCUCUUUCAACGGAAUCCUUCAUAUCUGCUUUACGACGAUUUAUAUCCAGAAGAGGACGAAUUUCACUAAUUUACACAGACAAUGGGACCAAUUUUGUCGGUACAAAUAAUAUCCUUAAGCGGUUGGAUUGGAAAACCAUUUCUCGGAAAUUCGAGAUCCAACAAAUAACUUGGAAAUUCAAUCCUCCAAGUGCCCCAUGGUGGGGAGGUAUGUGGGAACGACUAGUGAGAAUGGUCAAGGAACUGUUGAGGAGAAAUCUAAGAUUGGCAAAAGUAGAUUAUGAAGAAUUAAUGACUCUUUUAUGUGAUUUAGAAUCUACCAUCAACUCAAGGCCUUUGACCUAUAUGAGUGAUGACUAUGACACUCUACAACCUCUCACACCUUCAGUAUUUCUACAACCAAUUGUUAAGAGUGACGUUCAUGAUUUGGACAUUGUCGACUCAACCACUCUAAACAAGCGAGUGAGGUAUCUUCAAAGCUUAAGACAAAAUUUGAGAUCAAGAUUUAAGAAAGAAUACCUUGCGAUGCUAGUACAUAGAUCUAAAGAAAACAGUGGUAAAGGAAGGAAGACAAUAAGUACUGGUGAUAUUGUACUAAUAGGUGACGAUAAUAUCAAAAGAAUAAAUUGGCCACUAGCACUAGUGUUGGAGACAAUACGAGGAAAGGAUGGAGUCUGCAGAGUAGCCAAGUUAAAAACAGCAAAAGGAGAACUAACAAGACCCAUCCAGAGACUUUACCCCAUGGAAAUAAAUUCAAAAGACAUGUCAAGGAAACAGGAUGCACAUAUUGAAGUGGAAGAUAAGUCAUCAACACCAACAGAAACAAGAAGAGGGAGAAAGAUAAAAAUCCCUAGGAAAAUGGACUUGUGA
Macrosteles quadrilineatus (aster leafhopper) is the source of this 1389-nucleotide messenger RNA. RefSeq lists its product as uncharacterized. The transcript has a single exon. Gene Ontology annotation, molecular function: nucleic acid binding. The record is from RefSeq and is a predicted model, not a curated record. Bases 1 to 1389 code for a protein of 462 amino acids. Gene Ontology annotation, biological process: DNA integration. NCBI's taxonomy places the organism in Eukaryota, Metazoa, Arthropoda, Insecta, Hemiptera, Cicadellidae.